Messenger RNA from Prunus armeniaca (apricot), 573 nucleotides. The record is from the annotation of a GenBank genome assembly. Lineage: Eukaryota; Viridiplantae; Streptophyta; Magnoliopsida; Rosales; Rosaceae.
AUGGCUGCUCGGAUGUUGCAGAGGCGUAUAGGCUCACUCUUCCUCAGCAAUCAGCAGCAGCACGCCAAACUCUUCAAAGAGCAAUUUGUUCCUUCUGUGAGUUCUGUACUCUGGAAAUAUGGAUUUGACAAAAGGGAUUUUCAGACGCAAACAAAUGCAACCAAUCUAGUUAAUGAGGGUUUGGCAGAUCAUGGAGAUGGCGGUUUGAAGCCUAAUUGUGACUCGAAUAACUCUCCGUCCCUCUCAAAUGCUAUCGACAGUUCUGAUGUCAAUUUUUCUGCCGCUGCCAACUUGAAAACAUCCCCAAGGCAUGACCUUGCCAUGCUUUUUACUUGCAAGGUCUGUGAAACAAGAUCUAUGAAGACGUGCAGUCGAGAAUCAUACGAGAGUGGUGUGGUGGUAGCGCGUUGUGGCAGGUGUGAUAAUCUCCACCUGAUUGCUGAUCAUCUUGGGUACUUUGGAGCACCUGGAACCAUCGAGGACUUUCUGGCUGCCCGCGGGGAGGAGGUGAAAAAAGGUUCUGCUGAUACACUGAAUCUGACUGUUGAAGAUUUAGCCGGAAAGAAAGUUUGA